Messenger RNA from Leopardus geoffroyi (Geoffroy's cat), 3907 nucleotides. It is a transcript of the gene PXYLP1, whose product is annotated as 2-phosphoxylose phosphatase 1. Gene Ontology annotation, cellular component: Golgi apparatus. Gene Ontology annotation, biological process: dephosphorylation; glycosaminoglycan biosynthetic process; chondroitin sulfate proteoglycan biosynthetic process. The transcript has 5 exons. Lineage: Eukaryota; Metazoa; Chordata; Mammalia; Carnivora; Felidae. The record is from RefSeq and is a predicted model, not a curated record. The coding region runs from base 1194 to 2498 and encodes 434 amino acids. Gene Ontology annotation, molecular function: phosphatase activity.
UAGUUAUGUUAUGUUAGAUUAGAUUAGUUAGAUUAGUUAUGUUUCUGCUCUUUGUGCUCUUUUGUAAUCGUCCAUUUUCUUGCUUCGGCUCAGCCUUUCUUUAAUUCUUAUUUUAUGCUCAUUUCACCAUGUUCCACCCAGCAUUCCCAAGAUGGCAGUGUGACAGGAGUGCGCAGGCUCUGGAAUGACAGCCUUGGAUUUGAAUGCUGCUCUGACACCUACCAGCCGUGUGCCCUUAGGCAAGUUCGACUUCUCAGAGCCUGUGUUUCUUCUGUAAAAUGGAAUUAAUUGCUGCUUUGCAAUGCUGGUGUGAGAACAGACACCUUGCAGGGAAACCCUUGGCUUAUGGAAGCAUAGUCAGUGUAAACCUUUUAAGCAAUAGCACGGAGUCCCGUUACCACAUAUCAUCUUCAGAAACCAGGGCUCUUGGUGUCCCACAGGCUGCUGAGCCUUGUGACCCUUCAACCACUUGUCAGGGAGGAGGCUUUUGAAAUAUAUCUUACAUUUAUUUGGUUUUGAUUAGACUUCAUUGGCCGAGAUAGCAACCAGUCUACACUGGGCACAUGGCACCUAUAUCUGGGGGCAAUUUUCCUGGGCAGAGCCCCAGUUGACCAGAGCAGAUUCUGAAGGAAAUUCCGAAGAUGGAUUAGAGGUUCAGAUCCCCAGGCAGAAGAGGGAAAGUUACCUACAGUCGUGAAAGCCAGGGCUGUCUUCAAUAUCUGAAGAACCUUUUCUGCAGGAGUCAUACCUGUUCUCUGUUGGCCCAGGUGACCAUGGGGACACAUUCCAGUUAGGCAGAAGGUGGAACAGCCUAAAGGUCAAUGUCAUACAGAGGUGGAAUGCAUAGUGUGCAAAUUCUGGAGCCUUGCUCUGCAAAGAGGAGAAUAUUAGGUCAUUGGGCCUGAUUAAGGUCUCUUAAAGCUUCGAAGUUUCAUGAAUUUUACCUUUUUUGGUUGAUCCAGUGCCAUGAGUAUGUAUAACUUUGUCCUUCAGCAAAUGUUCCUUGAGUUUCCACCAUGGGUUAGAUCCUGGGCCGGUAGCUUAAUCCCUCAAAGGCCACAGGAGCCAUUUGUCUACUGGAAGAGAAUCAUGACAGACACUUGGAAUACAGAUUGCAUUGUGCUAACACAGUCCACCUGACCCCGGUCUCCACAGCUAAGAAUGGAGUGAGUAGCAAGAGUCGAAAGAGAAUCAUGCCUGACCCAGUGACCGAGCCUCCCGUGAUGGACCCCGUUUACGAAGCUCUUUUGUACUGCAACAUCCCCAGUGUGGCUGAGCGCAGCAUGGAAGGUCACGCCCCGCAUCAUUUUAAGCUGGUCUCCGUGCAUGUGUUCAUUCGACACGGGGACAGGUACCCGCUGUAUGUCAUUCCCAAAACGAAGCGACCAGAAAUUGACUGCACUCUGCUGGCUAACAGGAAACCAUAUCACCCUAAACUGGAAGCUUUCGUUAGUCACAUGUCAAAAGGAUCCGGAGCCUCUUUCGAAAGCCCCCUGCAUUCCCUGCCGCUUUACCCCAAUCACGCACUGUGUGAGAUGGGCGAGCUCACGCAGACAGGAGUCGUGCAGCAUUUGCAGAAUGGCCAGCUGCUGAGGGACAUCUAUCUAAAGAAACACAAACUCCUGCCGAAUAACUGGUCCACAGACCAACUUUACUUGGAGACCACUGGGAAAAGCCGGACGCUCCAGAGUGGGCUGGCCUUGCUUUAUGGUUUUCUCCCUGAUUUUGACUGGAAGAAGAUUCAUUUUAGGCACCAGCCAAGUGCUCUCUUCUGCUCCGGAAACUGCUAUUGUCCCCUGAGAAACCAGUAUCUGGAAAAGGAACAGCGUCGGCAAUACCUCUUACGUUUGAAAAACAGCCAGCUGGAGAGGACCUACGAGGACAUGGCCAGGAUCGUGGAUGUCCCCACCAAACAGCUUCGAGCAGCCAACCCCAUAGACUCCAUGCUCUGCCACUUCUGCCACAACGUCAGCUUCCCGUGCACCAGAAAUGGCUGUAUUGACAUGGAGCACUUCAAGGUGAUCAAGACACAUCAGAUAGAGGACGAGAGAGAGAGGCGGGAGAAGAAACUGUAUCUGGGCUAUGCACUCCUGGGCGCCCACCCCAUCCUCAAUCAGACCGUCACCCGGAUGCAGCGUGCUGCGGAGGGCAGGAAAGAAGAGGUCUUCACCCUCUACUCUGCUCACGAUGUCACCCUGUCACCAGUUCUCAGUGCCUUGGGCCUUAUGGAAGCCAGAUUCCCAAGGUUUGCAGCCAGGUUGAUCUUUGAGCUCUGGCAAGACAGAGAAAAGCCCAGUGAGCAUUCUGUCCGGAUUCUUUAUAAUGGUGUUGAUGUCACGUCCCACACCUCUUUUUGCCAGGACCACCACAAGCAUUCUUCCAAGCCCAUGUGCCCCCUAGAAAACCUAGUCCGCUUUGUCAAAAGGGACAUGUUUGUGGGCCUGGGGAGUAGUACUAGUACUAAUUAUUAUGAUGCAUGUCACAGGGAAGGAUUCUAAAAGGUGAGCAGCACAGUGCUCAUAGAAUCUAUGCCAAUAGAGAGGGAUGGGAAGGGUCUGAUUCUAGUUCUGUCUGUUGCCAAGGGUUUAAGAUUAUUGACUUAUAAAGGCUAGAAAUUGUGUUUUAGAGCCACGUAGAUGGUUGGGUUGAACAGUAAGUACGUCGCUAUAAUUGGGUACACGAGUUAGUUACUUGGUACGUAAUGGCCAGUUCACAGAGAAAGGGAAGGUACUUUUAUCAGAGCCAGACUUUGCUUACAACGCCAGAAUAAUAAUUCAAUACUCAAAGUUGGCGAUCCACACGUAUAUUAUUUUGAUCCGCCAUGGUACUAUAUGAUGGAACCAGCAAACCUCAGCCCGCAUUUUCUUCACCUGGGACAAUUUUACCUUGUCCUGACUUCAAGGAAACAUUUCCUGAAGUGAUUUAUCUGAAAUAGGGGUCGGCAAAUUUUUUCGGUACAGGGCCAGAUAGUAAAGAUUUCAGACUUUGAGGACCCAAAGGCCACAUACAGUCCUCACUGUUCAGCUCUGCUCUUGGAACAUGAAAGCACCCACAGACAGCACAUAGCCAGACGAGUGUGGCUGUGUUCAUGGGCUGCAGUUGUGCUGACCCCUGACCUCAGAAAACUGGCUCCUCUACAGUUUGCACUUUCAGCGCUUUAAGAAGCAAUUGAACGCAGAGAAUUAUUCAGUGGUGCCUCCAGUAACCUCCACUAGACACACCGAAUUUGGUCUAUAUCUGGUGUUACAAUAAAACUUGAGGGGAAGUAAAUAUCAAAUCCGAAUGAAUCAUAGAAAAAUUGUUAGAAUAAUACUUGAUGUUCAUGAUGAUCGUGAUAGAUGAUAGUUUUAAGUAUGUUUUAAAUAUUUGUCUGCUGUAGUCUAUUUGCUGUAUAUGCUGAGAUUUUUGUAUUCCAUUUAGUAUUUUUAUAGUCUGGGAAAAUAUUUUCUAAGGCCAGUUUUAGAUGUGCUCUUAUUCCUAUGUGAUAUUCAAUUUACUGUACCUGCUUGGUGGUUAGAAGGAAAGCCAGAAGCUGAAUUCAGGCACUUUCUUCCAAUAAAACUAAUUAUGGCCCAUUCCCUUUGACCAGCCCUAGAAUUAGAUCAGUUUUUAAACCAUUUUCGUCAAUUUCAAAUGGUAAAUUCUAACUGAUUUUUAAAUAAGUUUUUGGAAGAACUUUGUUACUAGAUAGUUAAAUAAGCUUUAUAAGGUAUUUUAUAUAUUAGAAGCAAUUAUAAUGAAAUCUGUGGUUUCUGAACUAAAAUGGUGCUAGUUCCUUGUGAAGAAAUGUAAAGUGCAGGUGAGACUUUCCUGUGUCGUUGGCAUUCCAAACUUUUUGUUUUUGUCUAAUGUUGCCUUUGGAUACAUACGUCCAUUUCUAUAAAUAAAUUUUUGAAGAAUACUCGUA